CGCAUAACGGCGCGAAACGUCAACGCAGUCGGGACCACUCCAUGGGCCAGUACCUGGCAGCGCGCCGCGCGCCGCCGCCGUGCGAUCUCUCGCCCGAGCAGAUUGAGGAGAUCCGCAUGCUGACGCUGCUCCCUGUCGAGGCCAUUCUGCACUUUCGGACGCGGUUUCUUGUGUACAGCACCGACGAUGCUAUGAGCAAGGACGCCUUCUUGUCGAUUCCAGUCGUCGCGAUCAAUCCGCUGCGUGAACGCCUCUGGAGCCUCUUUGAGCUCACCCCGGAAGGCGACGUGGCGUUUCCCGCUUUUGUGGCCGUCAUGGCUGUCUUUACGUACCACAGCUCCAAGGAUGCCAAGCUACGAGCCUCGUUCAAGCUCCAUGAUUUCGAUGGCGACGGACGCAUCUCCAAAGCCGACUUGCUCGCGUACUUGUGUCUUGUCGCAGACUACGGCGACCCGACCGACGAGACGGAGAAGGACCUCGACAUGGUGGUCACGCGCACGAUGGAAGAGGUGUCGAGUGACGGGACGGCCGAGUUUCUGAGCUUUGACGACUUUGCAAGAGUGGUGCUCGCGACAGAGUUUGAGACCAAGUUAUUGCUACCUCUGUAGUACUCAUUCGACCUCAGAUGCUACACGGAUGAGAGCUCAAGGAUCUUAUGGCAAAGGUAGACAAGUGAAAAUGUGAUGCCAUGGCGAAGAACCAUGUUGUGUUUUAAAGACUCCAAUCUGAAAGUUUCCCUUAAGUAAAGACAAUUUACUUCUUCGACUUCUUGGUGGCGAGCUUGCGCGAGUAGAACUCGAGCUCCUUGCCCUCCAAGAUGU
Molecule: messenger RNA, 821 nt
Organism: Saprolegnia diclina VS20
Lineage: Eukaryota; Oomycota; Saprolegniomycetes; Saprolegniales; Saprolegniaceae
Exons: 7
Coding region: 42-608 (188 amino acids)
Molecular function (GO): calcium ion binding
Source: RefSeq, a predicted model, not a curated record